CGCGCGCCGCCCAGCGAGUGUUUGACGUGGCAGUUCCCAGCCCGGCUGCCACUCGGUGCGCGCGGGCCGCCUGCGCCGACGUCGGGCCGGGGAAGGCGCCGGGGGCUCGGCGGGCCUCGGGCACGGGGCGCGCAGCGCAGGAUUCUUUAGCAGAUCUAUCCCUUGGAAUGAUAUUUUCAUCAUGAGCCAACAAGGUUAUGUGGCUGCACCCCCCUAUUCUCAGUCCCAACCUGGAAUAGGCCUGUCAUCACCCCAUUAUGGGCACUAUGGGGACCCAGCACACGCAGCUGCUCCACCAGGAAUGAUGAAGCCAGCAGGGCCUAUGGGGGCUGCUGCCCCUGGGGGGGUGUUGCCUCCGGGCCCUCCACCCCCUGGACCCCAGCAGUUUGGCCAGAAUGGAACCCAUAUGCCAGGACUUCCUCCCCAGAGGUUUCCGGGUCCUCCACCUGCGAGCAGUGCGGCAUCUUCUUUCGGCUCAUACCCACCCUCCACACAGCCGUCUUAUCCAGGUCCUGCGUCCACGUCAUCCGUCACUCAGCUGGGCGGUCAGCUUGGUGCCAUGAACAUCAACAGCUUUGGUUCAGGCAUGGGUCCCCCCAGCCAGGGGCCCCCUGGGACUGUGCCAGGAGCAUCAUUCCAGGGCCCACCACGACCUCCCCAGCCGUCCAUUCUGCAGCCGGGAUCACAGGUCCUCCCACCACCGCCCUCUGCAAUCAAUGGCCCUGGGGCCAUGCCUUUGCCCCCAACUGGCUCAGGACCGGCUCCCCCCGGCGCCCAGUACCCGCCUCCGCCUCUCCCAGGACAAAGCCUGGGCGCAGGCUAUCCACCACCGCAGGCAGGUAACUUUGGUCCACCGAUGCCUGGGGCCCAGCUCUCCUACCCAGGUGGCUUCCCUGGGGGACCCGCACAGAUGGCUGGGCCGCCACAGCCCCCCAAGAAGCUGGAUCCUGACUUGAUCCCCAGCCCAAUCCAGGUGAUUGAGAAUGACAGAGCUGCCAGAGGGGGCCAAGUCUAUAUCACCAACACCAGAGGGCAGGUGCCCCCAUUGGUCACCACAGAUUGUGUGAUCCAGGACCAAGGCAACGCCAGUCCCCGGUAUAUCCGCUGCACAACGUACUGCUUCCCAUGCACAUCGGACAUGGCCAAGCAAGCUCAGAUCCCGCUGGCUGCCGUCAUCAAGCCCUUUGCCACGGUUCCAUCCAAUGAGACUCCACUCUACUUGGUCAACCAUGGAGACAGUGGGCCCGUGAGGUGCAACCGGUGCAAAGCCUACAUGUGUCCCUUCAUGCAGUUCAUCGAAGGUGGACGGCGGUAUCAGUGCGGGUUCUGCAACUGCGUCAAUGACGUUCCACCAUCUUAUUUCCAACAUCUGGACCACAUGGGAAGAAGACUGGACUACUAUGAGAAGCCAGAGCUAUCUCUAGGAUCUUAUGAAUACGUUGCUACUCUGGAUUACUGCAGAAAGAACAAGCCUCCCAGCCCACCAGCCUUCAUCUUCAUGAUUGACGUCUCCUACAGCAACAUCAAGAACGGACUUGUGAAACUCAUCUGCGAGGAACUGAAGACUGUGCUGGAACGGCUUCCCAGGGAGGAGCAAGAAGAGACUUCAGCAAUUCGAGUUGGUUUUAUCACAUAUAACAAAGUCCUUCAUUUCUUUAAUGUGAAGAGUAAUUUGGCUCAGCCUCAGAUGAUGGUAGUGACUGACGUUGCAGAAGUUUUUGUGCCUUUGUUGGAUGGCUUCCUUGUCAACUAUCAAGAAUCCCAAGCUGUGAUUCAUAAUUUAUUGGACCAGAUUCCAGAGAUGUUUGCAGACUCCAAUGAAAACGAGACCGUCUUCGCACCUGUUGUUCAGGCUGGCAUGGAAGCACUCAAGGCAGCAGACUGUCCUGGGAAGCUGUUCAUCUUCCACUCCUCCUUGCCAACUGCAGAAGCACCAGGAAAGCUCAAGAACAGAGAUGACAAAAAACUGGUUAAUACGGACAAAGAGAAGACACUUUUCCAGCCCCAGUCGAAUGUCUACGAGUCCCUGGCUAAAGACUGUGUGGCCACCGGCUGCUGUGUGACGCUCUUCCUCUUCCCCAGCCAGUACUCCGACGUGGCCUCCUUGGGGCUGGUGCCUCAACUCACCGGGGGAACCCUGUACAAGUACAACAACUUCCAGAUCCACUUGGAUAGCCAGCAGUUUUUGAAUGACCUCAGAAAUGACAUAGAAAAGAAAAUAGGAUUUGAUGCAAUUAUGAGAGUUCGUACCAGCACAGGUUUCAGGGCCACUGACUUCUUUGGGGGAAUAUUUAUGAACAACACCACUGACGUCGAGAUGGCUGCUAUUGACUGUGACAAGGCAGUGACUGUGGAGUUCAAGCAUGAUGACAAACUUGGCGAAGACAGUGGGGCCUUAAUCCAGUGUGCUGUUCUCUACACGACCAUCGGGGGCCAGAGGAGGUUGCGGAUUCACAAUCUCAGCCUGAACUGCAGCUCCCAGCUGUCUGAUCUCUACAAGAGCUGUGAGACGGACGCUCUGAUCAACUUCUUCGCCAAGUCAGCCUUUAAAGCAGUUCUGAACCAGCCCUUGAAGGUCAUCCGGGAGAUCCUAGUCAACCAAACUGCCCACAUGUUGGCAUGUUACCGAAAACACUGCGCAAGUCCAUCUGCCGCGAGCCAGCUAAUCUUACCAGAUUCCAUGAAGGUGUUUCCAGUGUACAUGAAUAGUUUGUUAAAAAACUGUGUGCUGCUUAGCCGACAAGAGAUCUCAACAGAUGAGCGGGCGUACCAGAGACAGCUGGUCAUGACCAUGGAUGUGGCUGACUCCCAGCUUUUCUUCUACCCUCAGCUUCUGCCCAUACACACGGUAGAUGUCAAGAGUACGGCGUUGCCUGCUGCGGUUCGUUGCUCUGAAUCUCGUCUUUCGGAAGAAGGAAUGUUCCUACUGGCUACUGGCCAAAGCAUGUUCUUAUGGGUGGGAGUAAGUUGCCCACCAGAACUGAUCCAAGGAGUAUUUAAUGUGCCAUCUUUUGCACAUAUAAACACAAACAUGACAAUGCUGCCUGAAGUGGGAAACCCUUACUCUCAAUCUCUCAGAAUUAUAAUGGGUAUUAUCCAGCAGAAGAAGCCAUAUUCCAUGAAGCUCACGAUAGUGAAGCAGCGAGAACAGCCAGAGAUCAUUUUCCGUCAGUUCCUGGUGGAAGACAAAGGCCUUUACGGAGGAUCGUCGUACGUGGAUUUCCUCUGCUGUGUGCACAAGGAAAUAUGCCAGCUGCUAAACUAGUCAUCGAGGUUGCAUUUCUAAGGAGACCAUCUCCUUCUUGGUGCCUAAUUCUCCAGAUGAUAACAGGCUAGUGUUGAUUUCUUGCUCAUUUUUCAGAAUAGCUUUCCAAGAAGGCGUCGAGAACUUCAGCUUUGGUGCUCAGGUGUGAAGCCGUUGUCGGUACUGUUGUACUGGAAAGGGAACAGGCUACUUCUGAUUGCACAAUUUUUAACGGUCCAAUGGAUGCAGAUGGCAUUUCACGAAAGGCAUAGUUUACAGAACUCUAAACCUUCUCAAUUUUCUUUCUUUGUAAUGUGCUAGACUUAUAAAUUAUUUUUCAAAAUGUAUAGAUUUGGGGUAAAAAAAAGUCUUGCAGUGGGGGAAAAAACUUAAUUUUUACAUUAUAUCUAAUUUUUUUAAAAAGCCAUCUAACCCCACUGAACAUUUUUCAACUUAAGGUUUGCAUAGCAAACUUUUAAUAACCUUGAAAUCUAUAUGGUAGAACAAUUUUUGUUCUACUUUUUUUCAUAAUUAUAUGUUGUGUAUGUUAAGCCUAUUUUCCAAUUGUUUUGUCUAUAAAACUGUCUAUCAAUAUUCUUAAUGGUUCUCUGUACAAUUUUGAAGGUUUCUACCUGUAUAUAAUGGAUCUUAACCAGUACAAUAAAUCACUUCAUAUGCUCUUA
This is a messenger RNA of Sorex fumeus (smoky shrew), 3927 nucleotides long. It is a transcript of the gene SEC24D, whose product is annotated as SEC24 homolog D, COPII coat complex component. Gene Ontology annotation, biological process: endoplasmic reticulum to Golgi vesicle-mediated transport; intracellular protein transport; COPII-coated vesicle cargo loading. The transcript is spliced from 23 exons. Bases 182 to 3265 code for a protein of 1027 amino acids. NCBI's taxonomy places the organism in Eukaryota, Metazoa, Chordata, Mammalia, Eulipotyphla, Soricidae. The record is from RefSeq and is a predicted model, not a curated record. Gene Ontology annotation, cellular component: COPII vesicle coat; endoplasmic reticulum exit site. Gene Ontology annotation, molecular function: zinc ion binding; SNARE binding.